UCAUGCAACCAAGCAGCUUGAAAUAAUUUAGCCAAGACACAUAAUACACUCAUGCGCAAUUUUAUUCGAGCUGUUGCCAGGUUAUCAAAACUCAAUAAUUUAUCUGGAUUUGCCUGGGUCCACUAUAUACAAGGAAAUUUUUUCCGGACUUCAUUUUCAGUAAGCUAAAUAAAGGUCUCCCCACAUAUCGUAUAGAGGCCAAAACCGUAAAGGUCUAGCGAGAUCUGACAAAAUCUAGGAAAAUUUGGAAAAUCUGGCAAAAGAUCUGAUUAGUUUAAGUGUCUGGCGAAGCGAGAUAAAUCUGGCAUUUGCCAGACAAAUCUGGCAACCUGGCAACGCUACAACCAAGUGACAUUUAAACCAGAGGUGCCAAUUUGAUAAAUUUAAAAACACACAUAUCAAGACUAGAGUGACUAUAAUCAGAGUGGCGACAGCUGUUCGUUUGGAAUGACAGCUCCCAGUUCCAAACGAGCAAACGACCUGUCAAUUCAAUGUAAAGCUAAUGGAAUGUUUUGAAUUGUUGCCAAAAUUACGGAUGAGAUGUCGUCACUCUGGUUAUAGGCACUCUAAUCAAGACCAUAUCAAUAAAUUUAUCCCAUGAGAAUAAGACAAAAGUUAUAUGUUUUCUAUGAUUUCACACAGCUGCUCAUUUCAAUACAUUUUUUAUCCCAACUGCAAAACACGUUUAAUGAUAACAUAUUUUUUUACACCAUAGAUUUCUAUACCUAUAGUAGAAUUCAAUGGUGUAAGAAAUUUUAUGUUAUCAUAAAAAUUCUACUAAACAUUCAGACCCUGUUGAAUUAGUGACAUUUGAUGAGUACAUGAACCUGUGACUAGUCUAAAGAGAAAUGUUUUUCUAUGCAAUUGUGAAAUAAGAAUUCGACCUGGCAUCCCUUACUAAAAGCACAACACAAUGUAAUAAGAAUUAUAGAAAACCUCAUGUUGUUCGCAAAAACAUUCUUCCAAGUGAGCAGUGAAUAAGAUAGUUUUAAUAUGUUAGUUUUGUUUAAAAUAAGUGAUUAAUUCGUUUAGUACGUAAUGAAAAGAUCAUAUCCGACGACCGAGCCCAACGCGGGCCUAGCUUCGGAAAACGGUAAUGGAACAUCAGGAUGUCAAUUGCCUUCGAGCGUACGACUCGUCAAUUUGCACCGACAAGGUCUUCCAAUAUUUCAAGUUAGAAAGUCGAUUGUGGAUGCGGUAAAGCGACAUCAGACGUUGAUCCUGCUGAGUGACACUGGAUCCGGUAAAAGUACCCAAGUCCCGCAGUUUUUAUACGAAGCCGGAAUCAAUCAGGGUAAGAUGAUUGCUGUAACGCAACCUCGGCGAGUCGCGGCGAUAACAGUAGCUAAAAGGGUAGCCCUGGAACAGGACUGUUUGAUCGGGGAUGUUGUUGGUUAUUCGGUACGUUUUGAAGAUGCCACAUCGGAAAACACUCAGAUUAAGUUUAUGACGGAUGGCACUUUGUUUCGAGAGGCAUUAUCGGACCAGUUGUUAAAAAACUAUAAUGUAAUCGUUUUGGACGAAGCUCACGAAAGAACCAUCGCUACCGAUGUGCUGUUCGGGAUAGUUAAAAAGGCACAACAGACUAGAAGGACGAAACUAAUGGAACCAUUGAAAGUGAUAGUAAUGUCUGCGACUAUGGAUGUCGAUCAUUUUUGUCAGUACUUUAACCAAUGCCCCACAUUGUACCUACGUGGUCGAAACUACAUAGUGAAAGUGUUUCAAUCGAAAGAAAAGUUGUCCUACCUGGAAACAUGUAUUAUGACUAUUUUUCAAAUUCACGAAAAUAAAGAAUGCACCGGAGACAUUUUGGUAUUUUUAACCGGGCAGGAAGAGAUCGAAGCAACCGCAACGCUGAUAAGACGACUUGCUAAAACAUUGCAUCAGCGAGACGUUCCCAGGUUAACCGUAUGUCCAUUGUAUGCUGCCAUGUCCCAACAGAGCCAAAUGAAUGCUUUUUCCACUACACCACCUGCUGCACGGAAAGUUAUUCUGGCCACUAACAUUGCCGAGACUUCAAUAACUAUUCCUGGAAUCAAAUACGUUAUCGACUGUGGAAAAGCAAAGAUUCGCACUUACGAUGCUUUGACAGGAAUCGACACUCUUAAAGUGUCGUGGAUAUCUAAAGCUCAAGCCUGGCAACGUACGGGGCGAGCUGGUCGAAUUGAAGACGGAGAAUGUUACCGCACAUAUUCGAAGGAAGAGUUUGAAGCUAUGGAAGCCAGUAGCAAACCGGAAAUUUUGCGCUGUAACAUAGCAGCCUCAACGCUGCAGCUACUGGCUUUAGGAAUAGAUUGCAGAGAUUUUGAUUUUCUCGACAAACCCCCUAUUGAUGCAGUCGAUAGUGCUCUCCAGGAGCUGAAAGAUCUGGGAGCCAUUCUAUCGACUGAAACACCAGCACUAACCACAUUUGGUCGAAAAAUGUCCAAAUUUCCACUAGACCCGAAAUAUGCCAAAAUUGUCCUAAGUGCCCCUGAAUUUGGAUGUCUCGAAGAAAUACUCUCAAUCGUUGCCAUGUUAUCCGGUGAAAACGUUUUUCUAAGUAACAAUCAAAAGCGAGAGCAACAGCUUUUAGCACAUUCGAAAUUUCAUGCUAAAUGUGGCGACCACAUAACAUUGUUGAACGUAUUUAACGAGUUUAAAGCGAAAGAUAAAUCGAAACGGUGGUGCUUCGACAAUUUUCUCCACGAGCGCAAUCUUAGCCAUGCAGCAGCAGUCCGCCAACAACUCUGCGAUAUUAGUCAGUCGUUGGGCAUGCAGUUGAGUUCUUGUCAAAGUGAUCCAAUUCCGGUAGUGAAAUGCCUCUUAACCGGGUUGUACAACAAUAUCGCAGAACUGCAACGAGACAACUCGUAUCUUACCAUGGCCAACCGCACACAAUCUCGCAUUCAUCCAUCUAGUGUCCUAGCGGGCCGAGCAAGGCCUGGAUAUGUGCUGUUCACUGAACUGGUCGCAACCGGAAACAACUAUUUACGCACUAUAAGCGAAAUCGAAUCAGAAUGGAUUGCAGAGGUAGUACCGAACUGUAGUUUUCGAGAUCGAAUUUCGUGCGGCUUGAAUCGAGGUAGUAGCAGCAGUUAUACUACAAAUCAUCGCAGUAUCCGUUUGUCUUAAGGCAUAUCCUAAUAAUCAUCAACUUGAUGAUACCGAACUAGUAAUUAAUUUAAAUGUAAAUAUCGGCAUUUCUCGUUGAUAAUAAAUAAAUAUAUGUUAAAAUAUGUACAAACGAAAAUAUGUAUCAAAAUUAUUGGUUAAAAAGGAACCCCGAUUUUCACUGGUUAAUCAAUCGCUUAGAUUAACAUACAUAACUAACUUCUUAAGCACGAUUCAAACAGUCCGUCACCGUCCCUUCCGUGGUUGAUGGGCUUGACGGUAUCGCAAACAUCAUCAGAUACGAUUAAUUAUUGUUACAAUUUAAUAUAAAUAUGUCUUAUAACUUUUAGUUUAAUUAUUGAGUUUAUUGAGUGAGGCAUGAAACGAUUUGAAUAAGAUGUUGAUUGCAAUACGAUCCAACAUCCGGGUUUGGAGAGGCCGGUAGGGCUUAACUGAGCUCUUUUUUAUGUUUCAUUUUCAUACUACCGGCCCUUAUUACCGGUGUGAAGUGGAAAUUAAGCGAAAUGAACGUACCCCAGUCAGAUUUCACACGAUAACGGAAUAGUUGAAUGGUGAAUUAAGUUCAUCUUUGACGUUUAUUCUGUGAGGUUUGUUGUGCUCGUGUGGGAUCUGAUGGAUGAGGUGAUAUGUGAGUGAAGUAUAAGUGAAGUGGAAUGCAAGAACGGUAAUAAAGGCCACCGUUUCAGCUCAGGACUAACGAUCGACCAAUAAAAGAGAUAGAAAAUGGGUGACCCCCAUUCAUCUCAAAUCCAUUAGUCAUUUCAUAUAUGAAAACCAUUGGUUAGAGCGAGAUCUGUUGUGUCUGUUCGAUAGAUAGACUUCGAGAGUGAGAUGAGGUUAGGAGUAUUUCGCGUCGCUAUAACAGCGAUAUCGUAAAUUUUCUGAACUACUUUUAUGCGGUAUUGCUUAUCAGAGAUGAAGCAAAGAUUUUGUAUUUGAUUUCAUCACAAUUCAUUUAUUGAAAGUCGAGUAAUCGGUAGAAUAAUAUGGUGACUCUAUUAAUGAAAUGACUGUUGGCACAAUGAAUUUAGUUAAAAUCUAUUAGAAUUUAUCUAUUAGAAUUUACUAUUUAAUCAAUGUUACAAUAUUUGCGUGUGAAAUACAUAUUCGUAUAUAUGUACACUGAAGUCUUUUUUUAUGCGAAUUUACGUACCGCAUAAAAAAACGCAUAACAAAAACCGCAUAAAAAAAAACCGCAUAACUCUGAAAAUUCGCAUAAAAAAAAACCGCAUAACUCUGAAAAUUCGCAUAAAAAAAACCGCAUAACUCUGAAACUUCGCAUAAAAAAAGACCGCAGAAGGGCAAACCGCAUAACUCUGAAAAUUCGCAUAAAAAAAACCGCAUAACUCUGAAACUUCGCAUAAAAAAAAACCGCAAAACUCUGAAAAUUCGCAUAAAAAAAGUCGCGUAAAAAAAACCGCAUAAAAAAAGACCGCAUAAAAAAAGACCUCAGUGUAUAUGUAUGUACACAUGUGUGUAUAUGUAUGUAUAUAUGUGUGUACGUCAGUAUACCUUGGUGCCUGUAUAUAUUUAUACAUGUAUAUAUGUAUGCGUUGUAUCAAACCGUAUGUGGUGAUACCUUUCGAUUGUGAGUGAAUAAGAUGUUGAUUGCAUUACGCUCCAACAUCUGGGGUUGGAGAGGCCGGUAGGGCUUAACUGAGCUCUUUUUAUGUUUUAUUUUCAUACUAAGUUAAGUUAAGUGAAGUGAACGUAUCCCAAUUGGGUUUCACACGAUGACAACAGGAGAACGGUGAAUCGAGUCCAUAUUUGACGUUUAUUGGUGGUUUGUGUACAAUAAAUUACUGUGGAAUGAGAUAGAAUAUUGUAAAAUAGAACGGAAUAAUAAUGACUUAACCAAUGAGCAAACCGAUGAUAGCUGUCAAACGAUGUUCAUCCAGUUUGUAUUGUGAGGAUGUAUCGUUUGGGACCUGAUGGGUGAGAUGAUGUGUGAGUGAAAUGUAAGAGUAAGUGCAUGCAAGAAUGGUAAUAAAGGCCACUGUUUCAGCUCAGGACUAACGAUCGAUCAUUAGAAGAGAUAGAAAUUGGGUAACGGUACCUCCAUUCAUCUCAAAUCCAUUAGUCAUUUCAUAUACAAGAACCAUCAGUUAUAGUGAGCUCUGUUAUCUCUGUUUGAUAGAUUAAUUUCAGAAGUAACAUGAAAUUUGGAGCAUUUUGCUUCGCUAAAACAGCAGUAUUGAACCACUUCCGAACUACUGCUAUGCGUUAUUGCUUCUUAGAGACGAGGCAAAGACUUUGUAUUUAUCACAAUUCAUUUAUUAAAAGUCGAGUGAUCGCUAAAAUAACAUGGCGACUCUACUAAUACUCUACUAUUGGCACACUAGUUUUAGUUAGGAUCUAUCAGAGUAGAAAUAGUAACUCAAUGUUGUAAUGCUUGCGUGUGGAAUACAUGUGGGUAUGUAUGCAUGUGUGUAUGUGUGUGCCUGUGUGUGUUUUUGUGUGUAUGUAUAGUAUACAUUUUACCGUGCCUUUGGGUGCGUUGUAUCAAAUUGGUAGUGAUGCAUUUCGAUUGUGAGUCAGUGUACACCAGAUGCUCAAAAGUGCCUGAGCGGAUGGUAACACUGUCAAGGAACAACUGAAGACAACUAAAUGAGAACAUGCUGUAGCAAUACUUAUGGGACCCAAGGGUCAUUAAAAAAAACACUAAUCCUCUUUUGUCUCUCUUUUUUUCGGAAAUGGAUGACUGAGCAUUAACAAAAAAUCCGAAAUAAAGAAUAAGAUACUCAAGAAAAGCAGGAACAAAUUUGAUAAAUGUGGAACUGAAAAAUAGGAAAAUAAUUUAAUUAACACUCUUAGGAAAUCUUAGAUACAAAAUGGAACAUCGGUAGGAAUAAAAACACCAUUGCAUACAACUAACUUUUACAUUUCAGGGAAUAAAAUAACAUCAGCAAAAAUAUGGAAUGGAAAUAAAAUAGAAGAACAACAAAAGAGACUUACGAAACACAAUUGAAUAGAACACUGGAAUUAAGGUAAAACAGAAUAUAAACUAUGACCAAAGGUAAGAAAACCAACAUGAAUGAAUAAUAGAAACUGUUGGGUAAUAAUAUAAUUUCCUCAUAUUGAAAGAGGCGUUUAUAUGGCGCGCAUGCGCUAAUUCGGCCUGAUACAAAUUAACGGGGAGGGCAAUACAUUUUGGACAGGGCUGUAAAAAGCUGAUUGGAACCCUUUCCCCACCAAAAUGUAAUAUAAGGAAAACUAUAAGGAUUCAAACAGUCCGUCACCGUCAACAUCAGUUGAAUGCAUUCUGAUGGAGACAUUCACACACAACGUCACCGUUACGGAACAUCUUGACGGUCAGCACGUGUAAACGAUCCUGUAAACCUAUUUUGACGUGGAGACGAACUGGCUAAAUCGUACUUUAUUUCGAAUUUGAAUAAAAUCAGCACGAAAAUAUGCCAGAAGUCAGAGAAGACGGCGGUGUGAUUCAUUCGAAAUGGGUUGUUUCACUGGACCGCAGGUGAGAGAUUCUAAUAACAGAAAUACAAUUGCUCUUCAUAGACUUUAAAAGGGAUCUGCCGGAAACGGUUGUAUCAUUGAGGCUGGAAUUCUGACAGAAUGUCUGCAAAAAUUUCUGGCAGACACGGUCAGCCGUCUGGGGAGAAAUCUGUACGCCGCUUGGGUACGAGUGGGGGAGUCCGUAUUAAUUCGGAAUCAUACUGAAUUCCACAUAGAAUUGCGAAUGAAGGUUUUUCGCCUAUUUGGAAUUUAUUCUACUAAACUGGAUAUGUGAGCGUUUACCAAACAGCAUAAAAAAGUACGGGUGUGUAAUGUCAGAGACAUAACUGGAUGUCGUGAAUACGAAUAAAACUGACACGAUUUCUUUACACUAUCGAUUUCGAAUUGAUAGUUGAUCGAUUGUGUGAAUUGCGAAACUUUCCACCUUUUAACUACUAAAAUUUAAAACGAUUUUUGACGUCGAUUAUCUCAUUUGGGAUUUGCAUAUUUCAUUGAAAGAAACUAUCAAGAUGCUGUACAGGAUUCAUUUCUGCCUUUUAAAAGGACCAAAUUGUGGAAUUCUCUACGAUAUUUAACACAGUUCGGAACAUUUAUCUCGAACGAUUUUCGCACAGCGAAAGAUGCACGAAGCUAACCAAAUUAUUUUGGAUUUUCACUAAACUGAUGAUUUUUACCUUCGAUUUGCAAAGAAGUAAUCUUAAUAGUUCUAUAGAUAACAUUUAGAGCCAUUAGAACGGCUGAUUUUAUAUCAUGUUGUCCACUUUCCGUUUCUUGUUUUCUUUCUCUCCAAUGCAAACGAUCAGCAGCUGAAGCAGUCGUUCUUGCUUGAAUUAAAACUAGCUUUGCGUACAAACCGACACAUUCGCUCGCAGUGCUAAAUGAUGCGAAACUGGUUUAAUGCGUCUUCUCGCCUUGACGACCGAAAGGCAAAUGAGAACUACGACCUGAGCGUUUCAGAUUUUUAACCACGUAGAAGGUACGCUCUCCGAUGCCGCUGUUUGAAUGCGUCUUCUCGCCCCGACGUCUGCUUUCAUCCAACGCACAAGAAGAAAUUAUCGAUUUUCGACCACGGUUCCCCUUUUAUAACGUUCAGUUGAAGAUAUGUGCCUGACUACCUCAAAAUCGUCGUCCUUGCGCCAAAAAAACCCAAGCAAAAGUAAAGAGUUUUCCGCGUUGUUUUAACAUUUUCAGAAAACCUAAUUUUUGAGUUGUUUGUGGUUAUCUCACACUAUUCAAAAUAUUAUCCUAAAUUCCUGAUCAUAUUUUUGAUGAAAUAGUGAAAGAAUCAUGUUGCUGCCAUUAAUACAAGUCGAGAUAUUCACGAUGAAGUUCUGCCCAUACUUCCAUAUGGCUAAUUUUGAGAAGGCGCCCCAUAAUAAAGUAAGUCGUAUUCACAACAAAAGAAUUGUAACAAGCUAGAUGUGAUUCUCAGCCGAUGUGAAAAAAUGCAGUUAUUUUCUGUUUUCAAGAAAUAUUGCAGAUAAAUCAAAGUUUUUAUAUCGAAACAACGUCCCGGUAUUACAUUUCUUCCAUGCAAUUUGACCGUUCUGUUUCAUCAGGCUUUGCAGCCGAAUCAUAGCGUACAGAAUCAUUGCAUGGCUACAUAAAUCAAUUAAACAUAGGUUCCCCAUUGUACGGAAAUACUAACAGCGCUUCUAGUGAGAAACGUACUUUUUUCCAUUAGCUACUGUCAUAAAUAAGGUAAACCUAGAUUCCCCAGUGUAGUAGUACUGUAGUUGAGCAACCCGUGACACCAAAAGCGCCGUCUGGUGUAAAAUGGGUGCGUAAAUGCUCCUAAAAUGCAUGUACAAAGUUGCCUGCGCAUUUAACACAACCACAGUAGCAUAAAUCAAAUAAACAAAGAUUUCCCACUGUACGGUGAUACUCUAGCACCUCUAGUGAGAAACGGGUGUACUUUUUCCAUUAGCUACUGUGGUUGUGUUAAAUGCGCAGGCAACUUUAUGCAUGCAUUUUAGGAGCAUUUAUGCACCCAUUCUUCACCAGACGGUGCUUUCAAUGUUGCAACUAUUCUUCGUGUAACUAGUUCAUUCACGCAUCCUCGCUGUGAUUAUACCACAGACUAACAGACAGGACACUCAAAUUAGAUUCUUCAAUCAUUUUAACGGUCAUUUCGAAUAUUCCUUUAUUUGGGACAGUACUCACAUGUGUCAUGAUGGCGCCACGUUACCCUAUCAAAUACAUCCUGUCUGUCAUCUUGACUGUGUUUAUUUUUUUCAUUUACCAACCGAGUUGCCAUUCAUACAGAAUUACCUGUACUGUAUUGAUUUGUAUACCUCCAUGCGAAUUUCAUGCAGGAUACAGAUUAAUUACAUAUAUCCAGCCUACUUCUCAUCCUACAACGCAAUACAAAAUCGAACCCGUUUUGUUACAAUAUCUACUUUUUUCUGGUCUGCCGUCACUUAAUUUCGGGUGAAAAUUACCAACACAAUCAAAAAUAGUCUAGAUGAACAACGUUGAGUAAAAUAAAUGUUUACCUACCAACAUCGCUAAAAAAGUUAAAUAUAUUAUCAACGUAAUCCAAUAAUUUAUUGUGACGAUUCAUUAUCAAAUAUUUUGAUGAAAUCUGGCAACCCUGCAAGCAGCUGAUCGGUGUUGACAAACGAGGGGAAACCAACUAGUAAAAAAACUUUUACGUAACACAAGGUGUGUACCGAUAGUAAAUAGUUCGCGCAGUACAAUAUAGGUGGAACUAGUGCAUCACUAAAAAUGAUUUUUAUAAUAAUUAACUCAUACUGUCAUGUCUGUUAGUCUGUGAUUAUACUGCCUGCUAAUAUGCAAGUCUCGAACAACGUUGAACUAUUCACUGCUCGAAAGAGAGAAGGGUGCAAAAGGAAUAAGCAAUAUUCGUAGAUAACCCGAAUAUACUAAUACAUUCUUCACUGCUGGUAUGCAUCGUGCAUGUUCGUUUUAUACAUUCGUUUGACAUUCGUUCAUUUAUUUUAUUCUUCGAGUUGGAUCGAAUAGCGUCACGGCGAAGACCGUUGGUUUCCAUUCUUCGCGAAGCAUUCUUCAUCUAAUAAAUUCAUCAUAUCUCGUUGGGUAGCAGCAAUGGGAGAAUGUUGGAAUAUGGUUCAUCACAUACACAUAAGACUAUGGUAAGAGUGCGGGGGGAAACAUCUUAAUUUGCAUGUUUCAAAGGCAACACGAACGAUCAUCGCGAAUUAGGUUUGGCGAUGAUCGCUGUAUGAAUAUUCGUUCGAUAUUCGCGUUAAGUCAUUCGGGGGUAUGUCCAAUGCGAAUAACAACUGCAAGGAAUAGAUAUUCGUGCAAGUAACGAAGCAGCGUCGGCUUCGUUCGCGCCCGAAUAUACGGACAAGUCCGAAUACCAGAACGAUUAUCGAACAAAGGCGAAGGAAAGCGAGCGAUGAUCAUUGACAUUCGUUGUAUUUUUGAUAUUCGAGCAACAUUGGGUGCUUUUGCUGUCACGAGUUGCUCAGCUACAUUACUAUUACACUGGGAAAACUAUGUUUAUUUGAUUUAUGACAGUAGCUAAUGGGAAAAAGUACAACCGUUGAAUUCGCAGGCAACUUUGUACAUGCAUUUUAGUAGCAUUUACGCACUUAUUUUACACCAGAAGGUGCCUUUGGUGUCACGGGUUACUCAACUAAAUUCAUAUUACACUGAGGGAUCUAGGUUUAUUUUAUUUAUAAUGGCUAGUACUGACACUAAGGCUGUGAACCAUUUCGUGGUUAAUUUUAACUUUUUGUUAAAAUUUGACACUUAAGUGGUUAUUCUGUGUCGAGUAGGUAAAUUUAACUAAAACUGCGGCCCAUUUCAAAUUUUGACGGACGGAAAGUCAUUUGGGUUUAUUUUCCACUGGAAAUAAUUACAACUAAAGAUUUAAUAUUAGAAUUUUCAUUGCAACAUUUUUUUCAGUGUCGGGAAAUAACCAUCGAUCUGUCAAGAAUAACCAUGCUCUCGAGCAGGGUUAUUUUUGACAACAUCAACCGCUGGAGUGUCAGAUUCUAACCAAACCGCGAAAUGGUUCACACCCUAAGAAUCCUUCCAGGUCGGGGUUUAACAACGUAUUGAGUACAGAGCUGCUAAAUGUCACUAUCAACGAGCAAUUUUGCACGACGAAGAUUGGAAAGUUUAUGUCACUGGACUGCUGCCAACCAGGCUCUACCAAUCAUCAUAUAUUGAGUGUCUGAGAGCCGAUCUGUCAUAACUUAAAUUCUCUUGAUAUUAUACUCACCAGGACGCUCAUUGAUUGCCGAUGCGAUUGAUAUAAUCUUCAUUUCUCCUGUCACUGCUUGAUUACGAUGUGACUAAAUAUUAAUCAAGCAGCAUAAACAUUGAAUUAAAUUCAUGUACACCAAUAAACUCCGAAUUCCAAUGACUUUUUACAAAGAACAAUGAACUUUAUCAAUUUAUGUUUAUGUUAGUACUCCUGGAAUUUUGUCGUGAAUACGACUUACUUUACUAUGGGGCGCCUUUUCAAAAUUAGCCAUAUGGAAGAAUGGGCAGAACUUAAUCGUGAAUAUCUCGACUUGUAUUAAUGGUAGCAACAUAAUUCUUUCACUAUUUCAUCAAAAAUAUGAUCAGGAAUUCAGGAUAAUAUUUUGAACAGUGUGCGAUAACCACAAACAACUCAAAAAUUAAGUUUUCUUAAAAUUUGAAAACAACGCGGAAAACACCUUACUUUCGCUUGGGUUUUUCGCGCAAGGACGACGAUUUUGAGGUAGUCAGGCACAUAUCUUCAACUGAAUGCGUAUAAAAGGGGAACCGUGGUCAAAAAUCGAUCAUUUCUUUUCGUGCGUUCGAUGGAAGCAGACGUCGUGGGAGUGGAAUCAUCAACCAGCAGCGACGGACCAAAUUGAGUUCCUCAAUUUGGUCCUUGUGAAUGCUAGAACCGAAUCCCUACAGCAUAUUGAUAAUUUCUUUCAAUAAAUUAUGCAAAUCCGAAAUGAAAUAAUCGACAAUAAAAUUCUGUAUGCGGCUAUUUUUAUAGCCGUUAGGACCGCCCAUUAGUGAAAAAGCUACAAACGAAAUCACAUAAAAGGAAAUCUCUUAACAAAAAUUCAAUCAGUUUGGAUUCAAUCACCACUGCGAGCAGAUGUGUUUUGUGUCGUCUGCACGCUUUCGACAACAGCGAUUACGUCACAGUUGCCAGUCAUUAGCAGUGGGAAAAAAACAACGGUGGAGAGCAUUGCACAAUAUCAGCCGUUCUAAUGGCUCUAAAAGUUUCCUAAAGAACUAUUAGGAUUUGUUGUUCGCAAAUCGUAGGGAAAUAUUCUCAGUUUACUGCAAAUCAAGAAUAGUUUGCUUAGAUUUGUGCGCUUUCGCUGUGUGAAAUUCACAGUAAUCGAGAUCAUGUGAAGCCUUUUUUUGCAAAAAAUGUUUUAGAGUUUAAUGUCGUAGAGAAUUACGCAAUUUGACUCUUCUGAAUGCUGGAAACGAAUCCCUACAGCAUAUUGAUAGUUUCUUUCAAUAAAUUAUGCAAAUCCGAAAUGAAAUAAUCGACAAUAAAAUUCUGUAUGCGGCUAUUUUUAUAGCCGUUAGGACCGCCCAUUAGUGAAAAAGCUACAAACGAAAUCACAUAAAAGGAAAUCUCUUAACAAAAAUUCAAUCAGUUUGGAUUCAAUCGCCACUGCGAGCAGAGGUGUUUUGUGUCGUCUGC
Malaya genurostris is the source of this 12229-nucleotide messenger RNA. It is a transcript of the gene ath, whose product is annotated as ATP-dependent RNA helicase DHX33. Lineage: Eukaryota; Metazoa; Arthropoda; Insecta; Diptera; Culicidae. Gene Ontology annotation, cellular component: nucleolus; intracellular anatomical structure. Gene Ontology annotation, molecular function: RNA binding; ATP binding. Bases 1039 to 3114 code for a protein of 691 amino acids. The transcript is spliced from 2 exons. The record is from RefSeq and is a predicted model, not a curated record. Gene Ontology annotation, biological process: positive regulation of transcription by RNA polymerase I.